This is a messenger RNA of Trichoderma asperellum CBS 433.97, 948 nucleotides long. The record is from RefSeq and is a predicted model, not a curated record. NCBI's taxonomy places the organism in Eukaryota, Fungi, Ascomycota, Sordariomycetes, Hypocreales, Hypocreaceae.
AUGUCUUUUCUCCAUUUUAUUCGUGCGCAAUACAAGACUCUUCCUAUGACACUUGGACCUGCCGAUUGUCAAGAGCGUACGUUUAUCGUCACUGGUGCCAAUAGCGGCCUCGGAUAUGAAUGUGCUAAACAUCUUGCCCGCCUCGGCUCUUCGCGGGUGAUUCUGGGAGUUCGAAGUAGAGAAAAAGGUGAGGCGGCGAAGAAAGCGAUCGAGACAGACACAGGUUGCGAUACCAAUAUUCUUCAGGUAUGGGAAGUUGAUCUCGGAAGCUAUGAGUCUGUCGCGGCGUUUGCACAGAGAGCUGGCGAAGAGCUACAUCGGAUUGACGGCAUCAUAGAGAACGCAGGGACUGCAGAGACAUCUUGGGUUGAAAAGGAAGGAAAUGAAACCACUAUGACGGUGAAUUUAUUCUCGACGCUCUUGAUGGCUCUUUUGAUGCUGCCGCAUUUGCACAAGUCGGCCAAGCAAUUUGGCAUCGUACCGCAGCUGGUCAUUAUUGGUAGCGGGCUCGCCUUUCAAGCAAAGCCAAUAUGGGAGACAUUGGAUAUUGGCAACAUAUUCGAAGAUUUGAGAGACCGCAAGAACUACCCUCUAUCCAAGCUGCUCCUCACAUUUGCGUAUUUCGAAUUCGCACGACGAGCGGCAUUUUCUCGUACUGGCGUGACAAUUACCAUGGUCAAUCCGGGUGCCUGCAAAACCAACCUUCCCCGUCAUCUCAAUUCCAUCGUCCGGCUUCAAGUUGGCGUCGUUCUGUCGUUAAUAGGGCGAAGCGCUGAAAUCGGCAGCCGGACGUUGCUUCAUGGCCUCACAGUCGGUGAGGAAGCCCACGGGAGGUACCUCUCAGAGUGUGAAAUUAGCGAAGAGUGGCAGGUUAGAGUAUGGGAGGACGUCUCAGCGACGCUAGAAAAGGCGUGCCCAGGAUGUCUUGACGUGAUGUCCAAUGAAUGA